Alternaria arborescens is the source of this 1401-nucleotide messenger RNA. RefSeq lists its product as hypothetical. Bases 1 to 1401 code for a protein of 466 amino acids. The record is from RefSeq and is a predicted model, not a curated record. NCBI's taxonomy places the organism in Eukaryota, Fungi, Ascomycota, Dothideomycetes, Pleosporales, Pleosporaceae. Gene Ontology annotation, biological process: carbohydrate metabolic process. Gene Ontology annotation, molecular function: hydrolase activity, hydrolyzing O-glycosyl compounds. The transcript is spliced from 6 exons.
AUGGUGCAUGACAAGAGGGCUGACAACGACUCUUCGAGGUGGGAUAACAUCAUCUUCUCGACGACAGACUUGUGGGAUGAGAGCAAGUGGACUGAUGCUGUACACCUUGACUUUGAGGGUUACGAUAUCAGCCCGCAUUGGGAUGACGAGGGAAACUCGUAUGUUGUUGGAAGUCAUGCAUGGAAAGUAGCCUAUGGUAUUCACAUCAAUCGUGUCGAUCUCACGACGGGAGAGGUACUCGGCGACUGGACUAACCUAUGGAACGGUACAGGCGGUAUUGCACCGGAAGGACCACAUAUCUUCAAGAAGGAUGGUUGGUACUACUUGAUGAUAGCAGAAGGCGGAACUGGCCUACUUCAUAUGGAAACGAUAGCGCGAUCAAAAGAUCUUUAUGGUCCAUAUGGACCCAAUACCGCAAAUCCAAUCUUGACCAACGCAAACACCACCGAAUACUUCCAAGCUGUAGGCCAUGCCGACCUCUUCCAAGACGCACAAGGCCAAUGGUGGGGUGUAGCGUUAGCUGUCCGCUCUGGCCCGGAAUGGGUAACCUUCCCCAUGGGCCGAGAAACCGUCCUGUACAACGUUACAUGGGAAGCCAACUCAUGGCCUGAACUGCAACAUCCAGUCCGGGGCGAGAUGCGAGGAUGGUCACUCCCUGGCAUCAUCCAAGACCUACCAGGUGACGGCCCCUUCGUAGAUGAAGGCGACAACAACAUCAAGUUCCGCCCAAACACCUCGAUUCCACCACACUUCGUCUACUGGCGUCCACCUAUCGCAGAGAACUAUGCUAUUUCCCCACCCGGCCAUAUCAACAGCUUGCGUCUCAAGCCCUCAAGUCUGAAUCUUACAGGCAUUGAUGGAAACUCACCGGGUCCAGGCGGUCAAACAUUCAUAUCCCGGCGGCAAGUCGACACACUGUUCAGUUUCGCUUUCGACCUAGACUACACCCCUAGUGCCCAUAACGAAGAAGCGGGAAUAACACUUUUCUUGACGCAGAACCACCACGCACGAAUGGGCGUCGCGAUGCUCCCUCUAGCCAACGACAGCAGUAAACUAGCACCACACUUCCACUUCCAUGCUAUAUCCUACAUUCCCGUUCCAGACGACAUAGUCGUCCCUGUGUACGCCUCCUGGCUCAACAAACCGCUCACGCUGAGUCUGAGAGCGGUGAACGUCACACACUAUGCUUUUGGUGCCGGACCCGCUGACGGCAGUGUACCUAUCCAGGACUUCGCAUAUGUGGGCGGUGAUAUCAUCUCCUGGGGCUUCACAGGUGCGCUGGUAGGGGCAUAUGCGACGAGCAAUGGAGGAAUUGGGACAACGGAGGCGUAUGUUACGAAUUGGAAUUAUCAAGGCUGGGGGCAGGUUAGGGAGAAUUGGAAUGGGACCGGAAUCUACUGA